CAUCAUUCGACAAAGGAAAAACAUCGCUACAACAAGUGAUUAUUUAUGACUUAUAUUUAUGACGAUAUGAACAGUACAAAGUAAAUGAAACACAACGAUACACAAGCUUGACUAUGAGCUCAAACGUCUUUCGAACGCCUUUGAGCAGUAGAACAGGGUUUUCUGGCCAAGCAUCUUCAUCUUCUUCAGGAAGCGUUCGAAAGAGUUAUGAAGAAGCACAAAAUGAUCUAGACGGCAAGGUAGAAGAAGAAGGUGGUGCUCGUGUAUAUUGGUAUGCACCACCUUCUCCUUCUUUGCAGGUACAACAAGCCGAACAUCAAAGGAUAAUGGCAAGAGCAGGAGCAAUUCAACCAAUGGCAUCACAAGCUUUUCGCGAUGAAUUACUAGGACCUUCGAAAGUGCAAGGUGUUGAGAGCAACAUGCGAUCUCGCAAAGUUGGCAGACGAUCCACUAGAAAGAGUAAUGGAGCCUCUACAUCGACACAUUCUGGAAGUGCAGAGAAUAACAGUAAAGGAAAAAAUGCUCGAGAUUCUGGAGAAAUUGAUCAAAUGUUGAAUGAUUUGGAUGAACAUUUGACGAGCAAAAAGGUUGAUCUCUUGACAGAAGACGAUGCGGAUCAGUGCGAAGUAAGUGCAAAAGAUGGAGCUGCAGUCGCCAGUCAGGACACGUCCCAAGUAGAAACAGAUAAUCUACAGCAAGUGCUCAUCGAAGGAAUGGACAGAGCAUUUUCACAAGAUAAAAGUAAUUAUAUCAUUGCAAGCACUCUGCCACUUAUUUCGAGAAAUACGAAAAAUUGGUCACGUACUGCCAGUAUGCCUGUUCACAGGAGCAGUCAAAGCGAUUCGCAAUCGAUCAGAAAUCCAAUCCUUGCUCUGCCCAUCCAAGAAGACGGAGGCUUGUUGGGAAAGAGAUCAUUUCCACAUUCACCAGAAGGUGUUCCUCAAACUGCUUCGCACGGAAGGAAAUCUUCGAUUGAUGCUAUGGAUAUCAGCCCAUGCAAAUCAAAUAAUCGACCUCAACGCUCCAGUCCCAACAAGAGAAGGGCGGCUGAGUCUAUCGAUUCAGCACCGUUGCAAGAGCGUGAUGCAAACAUCCAGCGCUCAAUUGCGGCAGUAAAUCUACCUCAAGUCAAAGUACGAAAGGGCCAAUUCUCUAGAAGCGUUAGUGAAGGCGUUAAACAAAUGAAUCAGAUUGAGAGGUUGGAAGUAGGAACGAUGACAUCAGUCAAUAAUGAUGCAAAAGUAGCUGAAAAAUGCGAAGGUGAGCCAGAGGAGCCUGUCGCCGCCCAAAGUAAGAGCAGAUCUCGCGCCAGUGAGGCAGGGAUGCCUCUUGUCACACAAGAUCAAAGCAGAUCUGGAGCCAUUUCGCCACAGGCAUCCAAGGUCAAUACGUGUGCCGAGAAGCGAUCUCCAACCGCUCAUAGACAACGUACUGCACCAAGAUGUGGUCUGAGUCGAUCUGCAGCUCCAUCAUCAUCCCGUCAAAAUCAAGUGAUCGGUGGCAAGAAUUCCAUCUUUUCUGGCACAGCUUCUUCUGCUAAUACUGGACGUAGAGCUUCGGUCAAUGCACCUUUUAAGCAACCUAUGCGAAGAAGUCCACGUAAGAAAGAAGGAGAGAAUCAAAAGACACAAGCAAAUACUGGAUCAAGAAGUAUAAGUCGAUCUACAUCGGGUGCAAGUGAUGUGAUUACAAUUGAUGAUUCGUCCGACGAUGAAGCAGAACGUAGUACAGGGAAGGGAAGGAUGGCAACUAUCAAAGCAUCACCUAGUGCACAGGAAGCGGCCACAGAUAAAGGUAAACUCACGCUUCACAGAUCCAAAGAAGCUAAUGAAUCGACUGCUGUAGGAGAUGUAUCUUUCGAUACGUCCCUAGACGAUGAAGCAUUGUGCAAUGCAUUAGACAAGAUUGAAGCUUCUCAGAAAGAACAAGAAGAGCAAGCAGCAGACAGAACAAAUGAUUCCAAUAAGAUCUCACAAUCAGCUCCUGCUCAUCCAACUUCUGAUGAUAGUUUCGAUAAUAUGAUUGAUGAUGACGUUUCUGCUGCGAUCCUUUCACGAAUGGAUGAAGAAGGAUGGUAAAUGAAUUGAUGUAUAUAUCCUGGAUCUCAUGUAUGUAUGUAUUUAACACAAUGACAAGACUCUCCCCAGAUAUGAUUCACGCUAGCGUCUGCAUGCUGAAAAUUAAGCUCUAUUAUCAAGCAUAGAUUUCUUGGCAUUAGCCCGUUGAUUGUCA
This is a messenger RNA of Meira miltonrushii, 2232 nucleotides long. RefSeq lists its product as uncharacterized. The coding region runs from base 114 to 2078 and encodes 654 amino acids. NCBI's taxonomy places the organism in Eukaryota, Fungi, Basidiomycota, Exobasidiomycetes, Exobasidiales, Brachybasidiaceae. The transcript has a single exon. The record is from RefSeq and is a predicted model, not a curated record.